Molecule: messenger RNA, 2987 nt
Organism: Mauremys reevesii (Reeves's turtle)
Lineage: Eukaryota; Metazoa; Chordata; Testudines; Geoemydidae
Gene: AP5M1
Product: adaptor related protein complex 5 subunit mu 1
Exons: 8
Coding region: 228-1688 (486 amino acids)
Biological process (GO): endosomal transport
Cellular component (GO): lysosome; late endosome; cytosol
Source: RefSeq, a predicted model, not a curated record
UUUGGGGGGGGGGCAUUUUCUAGCAAAGAGGGUGGUCCCCUGGGUGGCUUGUGGGGGUGCCUGUUGCUGCUUCAGGCUGGGGAGGGACUUGUUGUGGGGGACAGGCAGGAAUGUCACUGUUAAAUGAUGCCCUUAGCAGCCAGUGGGCCUGGGAUGCCAGGCACCUCAGGUAACUGUCCAGCAUGAUGAACUGAAGUGCAGUGGUCCUGGCCUGCUAGCUGGCUGUGAUGGCCCUGAGGGGAGUGUGGCUAAUCAGCUACGAACAAGGGGCCUGUGGAGCCGUGCUGUUCUCCAGGCAUUACCCCACUGUUGAAAAACGAGCAAAAGCCUUCAAUGGAGCAAGCUAUGUGACCGUACCAGAGGACAGUGUUUUUCUUAAAGCAUUGCUUUUUGAACUGAAGCUGACAGAUCCAGACAAGAACUUUGUGGAAUAUCGAGAUAGCUGUUCUCGAAUCAACAAGACUUCAGUGUAUGCGCUUCCAACAGGAGGAGGGGACCUCUGGCCUGUCCUUGCCUUUCAGAAGAGUGGUUUGAUAUAUGUUUGUCUUCCCCUAGUUGAGCAAUCCUUGAAGCCACGCCCACCCCUUAUUAGCAUUAGUGGAAUCUCACAAGCCUUCGCUCUCUUGUCAGGAUUGCUGGCCUUUAUUAACUCCAGUCAGAAGAAUGAAGCUGAGAUGAGUGCAAAAGUGGGCCAACUUCCAAGUUUGCUCAUGCAGGCCUGUCCACUUGGCACCCCAUUAGAUACAGACUUGAAUGGCUUAUUAGAUAACAGUCAUGUUUCUACAAACCACAUGCAGAAACAACCAGUUUGGAGAAUUAGCACAUACAAAGGCAAACCUCAGGUUAAUGUUUGCAUCACUGAAAAAGUCAAGUCCAUGCAAUAUGACAAAAGGGAUGUUGCAGAUAUGUGGCAGGUUUAUGGAACUGUAACUUGUAAGUGUGAUUUGGAAGGAGCUACAUCAAAUGUGACUGUCAGCUUGAACCUCCCUGCCAAUGGCUCUCCACUCCAGGAUAUCCUGGUGCAUCCCUGUGUGACUUCUCUUGACUCUGCAAUUCUUACUUCCUGUAGCGUUGAUGUCAUGGAUGAUUCUGCAUUUAGUGGGCCAUACAAACUUCCUUUCACUCCUCCUUCUGACUUAUUCAAUUUGUGCUACUAUACAUCCCAGGUGCCUGUACCACCAAUUUUGGGAUUUUACCAGCUGAAGGAAGAAGAAUUGCAAUUAAAAUUAACAGUUAAUUUAAAACUUCAUGAAAGUGUAAAAAAUGCUUUUGAGUACUGUGAAGCUCGUAUACCUUUCUUUAACAGGGGUCCAGUCGCUCAUUUGGAGUACAAAGUUAGUUAUGGCCAGCUAGAUGUAUCUCGAGAGAAAAGCUUAUUGGUUUGGGUCAUAGGACAAAAGUUUCCCAAAUCGUUAGAAAUUUCUCUUACUGGAACUGUGACUUUUGGUUCUAUGAGCAAAGAGCAACCAGUUGAUCCAAUUUGCAGUGGGAGCACUGCGUAUGUAAAACUUUAUUUUAGGAUCCCAGACUACACGCUUACUGGAUGUUAUGCAGACCAGCAUUCUGUUCAGGUCUUUUCAUCAGGAAAACCAAAAAUAAGUACAUCCCGGGAAUUGAUUUCCUCAGAUUAUUACAUCUGGAAUUCCAAAGCCCCAGCACCUGUAGUGUACAGAACAUUAUUUUUCUAAUUUCCCUGUGAAGAAUUUUUGUAUUUGAACAAAAAAGACUGCUAUCAAGCGUGAUGUUAAUAUAUUGUAAAGUGGGGGGAGAGCAGUAUUUUUAAUGAAUAUGUUUGUAUUUAAGUUUCUGUUUGGGGGGAAAACAUAUCAGUUUAUUUCAAUUAAAUUAAAAUUUAUCUUGUUUGCUUUAAAAUUUUUAGUCCUAGAUAUUAUUUGAAAGAAUACACUUUAAAAUCUGAUUCCACCCCUCCAUUGCUACCCCACACAUCUCUUCCUGCUAUUAUUAACUUUUACAAAAUAAAGAUCCAAUGCUGCAAGCUGGUAUGGAUGAGCCCUGUUCAUAUGCAGAAUGCCACUGACUUCAGUGUGUUUCUGCAUAGGCACCAGUGUCCAUUAACACACACAAACUUACAGGCCCACAUGAAGUGCCUGAUCUUACUCCUAUAAUGAAGUCAGUUGGAGUCAGAUUGGCCCCUAAAUUAAUAGGGCAGUCCAAUAGCAAAGAAUCCUUUUUAUCUUUGUCUUCAUACAGCUGCUCUUCCCAAUGGUUUUGUGUGUGGUUCUGUAUGAAGUACAUAUGAACACUUUAGCUCAUUUAUAUUUUAGUAAUGGCAAAUGAAUUGUAUCGUGCUUUUAAAGUUGUGAACAAUAACCACAUAAUUACAUUGAUAGCAAUAAUCUGGCAAUCUACCUUUAGAUAGCAUUGUUAUAGGAGACAGUAGCAAAGAUGAUACAGAGAUGCAAAUACAGUUUAAAAAAUAAAUGACAGAAUAUUAACCAAAAAUAGCUAACAAAAUUAUCCAAGUUUGUUAACAUGCUGAGAAGCAUCACUAACCCAUUUUCGUUGGAAAACUGGGCUUAAAGGAAACGGAGCGUGAGUUUACAGAGGCAAACCACCAAUUUUGAGAAGAAAAUUGGUAUCUGCAGGAACACAGGAAAUAAACUUUGAGAGAGAUAUCAGGAAAUGAGCAAAUUGUGAAAGGCUGGUGGGAAAAAAAUGGGAACCUGGAGAGCAACACAAAAGAAGAGAAGAAUGCUGCCUCUAAUAACUGAGCACUGUGGCUGCUGCUACAGCACCUCUUGUUUGACUGUACGCUGUGUGAUAAAUAAGAUUAGUGAUUAUAUAAGGGGGAAAGUUUUAAGCUAUAAUUUAAAUAUGCUUAGAUUGAGAUAGUAAUCUAAUUGGUUGGUUAAACGUUCUAAAGAGUAGAUUAAUUUAUGUGAACCGUGCAGCUCAGCUGAAACUGCUAUGCAAACUUCUAAGGGACACCUACAGUAUGGUGGAAUUAAAAUGACCCAUUUUACAAA